This is a messenger RNA of Salmo salar (Atlantic salmon), 5651 nucleotides long. Its product is annotated as pantothenate kinase 1. Gene Ontology annotation, molecular function: ATP binding; pantothenate kinase activity. Gene Ontology annotation, cellular component: cytosol; nucleus. Gene Ontology annotation, biological process: coenzyme A biosynthetic process. The record is from RefSeq and is a predicted model, not a curated record. NCBI's taxonomy places the organism in Eukaryota, Metazoa, Chordata, Actinopteri, Salmoniformes, Salmonidae.
UGCGUUAAAGGUUAUGGUAGGGACGGCCCGAGGAUCCCAAAUAGCACUGACCGUAGCCCGUAUCCCCUGGACAGGGCAGACGAGUUCGGGAGCCAUUAUUUGUGACGUAACGCGCUAACCGGCUGUUUUAACUCAGGAACUGCGGUAGCGGCGGCUUGUAAAAGUCAGAAGUAAAUUACCCACGGUGACCUCCCGGUCAAAACGUCUUGAAGCGGAUAGGUCUUUACGCCUUUUAUUAACUGAAUAAAAAGCGUACAUUAUUGGUACUAAGAGCGAAUAAAUAUUUUCUACUCGAGCAAUUUCGUUAAUUAAAAUAAAUAAAAUAAAAUAAUGUAGGGUGCGCAGGGUUGUAUUUUAUCGUACGAGUUAACUAGUUAGAGACAACAACUCUUUGCCUCGUUUAGUUAGUUUAGUCUGAUAUCUGACGUAGCUAGACAACUGCCACAAUGGAUAAAGCAAAAUCAAUUAUCGAUAGAAAAGGGUCCGGAUCUUGUCGUGCGAACGGACUUGAAAAGGAGUUUCAUUCUCGGGCUGACACCGGUGGCUGUAACGUAUACACAUCAAGUGGAAACUGUAACGGUGCUAGAAGCAGUAUGAAACACUUCCAUCAUCUGCAGACUGAUCAUGUCGAAGCCAAUGGCUCAUCUCCUGCGAAAAGAUGCCGGUUACGGAGAAGAGUUGAUUCGGUGAAGAGAAACAGACCACCCUUCCCCUGGUUUGGGAUGGACAUCGGCGGUACUCUGGUGAAGCUGGUCUACUUCGAGCCUAAGGACAUCACGGCGGAGGAGGAACAGGAAGAAGUGGAAAACCUGAAGAGCAUUCGCCGCUAUUUGACCUCCAACACGGCGUACGGGAAGACGGGCGUCCGAGACGUCCACCUGGAACUGAAGAACCUGACCAUGUGUGGACGGACGGGCAACCUGCACUUCAUCCGCUUCCCCACACAGGCCAUGCACCGCUUCAUCCAGAUGGGCAGAGACAAGAACUUCUCCAGCCUCCACACCACGCUCUGUGCCACUGGCGGAGGGGCAUACAAGUUCGAGAACGACUUCAGAACGAUGGCUGAUUUAGAGCUGUUAAAGCUGGAUGAGCUUGACUGUCUGAUUCAAGGCCUGCUCUAUGUGGACUCUGUGAGUUUCAACGGCCACCCUGAGUGCUUCUACUUUAAGAACCCGUCAGACACCCAGAACAGUGUGAAGACACCGUGCAGUCUGGCUGAUCCGUUCCCUAUGCUGCUGGUCAACAUUGGAUCUGGGGUUAGCAUCCUGGCUGUGUACUCCAAAGACAACUACAAACGGGUCACCGGCACCAGUCUUGGUGGAGGAACGUUCCUGGGCCUGUGCUGCUUGCUGACUGGCUGUGAGACGUUUGAAGAAGCUCUGGAUAUGGCUAGCAGAGGCGACAGCAGCAAUGUGGACAAGCUGGUGAGAGAUAUCUACGGAGGAGACUAUGAGCGUUUCAGCCUCCAAGGAUCUACUGUAGCCUCCAGCUUUGGCCACAUGAUGAGCAAGCAGAAACGAGACUCCAUCAGCAAAGAGGACCUGGCCCGGGCUAUGCUGGUCACCAUCACUAACAACAUAGGUUCCAUUGCACGCAUGUGUGCCGUCAACGAGAAAAUCGAGAGAGUUGUGUUUGUUGGGAAUUUCUUACGGAUCAACACUGUGUCUACUAAGCUGCUGGCCUACGCUAUGGACUUCUGGUCCAAGGGACAACUGAAGGCCUUGUUCUUAGAACACGAGGGAUAUUUUGGCGCUGUUGGAGCACUCCUGGAGCUGCUAAAGUCGUCUGAGGAGCCAUGAUGAUAUGCCAAUGUCAUCCCUCAUGAAGCUGUCGAGAAGCGGCCACAGGAAACUGGGGGAAAAAAGCCAUUUAAAUUAUUAACUCUAUCUUUUAAGUCUCUUCCCUAAAAUCCUCUCCAAUAGAGAGGUUUUAAUAAAGCUAAUGUAAUGUCUCAUGUCAUGAACCCUGGGUGGCAGGUGAGCGCUAAGGGUCAUAGAGAUGGUGUUAGUUCUUGGUACUGUGUGUAAAUAUCUAUUUUUGUAGUUCUAGAGUGCACUAAAGCCAAAACCUGCUGAGAUUUUACCUGUGUGACAGGAGUCUGCAGUCUUCGGUAUAGAGGAAAGGGAGUUUUUCUCAACAUAUGAAUAUUGCCUUGUCUGCUGCUGUUGUUCUGUCUAUCUUUGUGAAAGACAAAAAAAGGCAGACAGGGGGAAAGGGUUUAGUUCCAUUUGUAUCAAAUGAAGGGACCAAAGAGGCUGAUUCAUCAUAAUUGACUGUCCCUUUUUUUUAAAAUUUUAUUCAGCGUGUCAAAAACGAGGCUCCACUCUCCUCUGUCGCCUGUGGCAUAUUCAUCAUAGCUUUUAUUAACACAUCAUGGUUAACAGAUAUGGGCUGUUUAUACUUGGUUCACCAGCCUCCUCAAACUCUAGUCUCUUUUAGUGAUGAAGUUCUGUUGGUACGUUUGUCAGGUUAAGAUGUCUGUUAUGAUCUUGUUAUUUUGAGAUGCUGCACAACCAGUCCAGUACAAGUGUCCACUUGUGUUUGUUUCACAUCUGCCUAUCUCACUAAGAAAGUGUGCCUUAUCUUCUCCAAACCCCGGACCAUGACGACACCCACUCUACAGCCAGUGGUGAUGUAGAAUCUCCUAGUGUUUGAAUUGCCUUGUAAGGACUGUUUUGUUGUGUUUUUAUCUAGCGUAGUUGUAAGAAAGGUACAGAACUAUACUGGCAGCAGUUAGUCUACAUAGUGAUUUUUAAUGUAUUUUUAUCUUAUAUCGGUGUGGGAGUUCCUCAACCAGUGUAAAGGCUUCAUUACCUGCAGUUUGGACAGGACAUCUCUAUUUUGGCCCCCCCAAAAAGCAAAUCCCAUAGCUGCUAUCAAUUGUCUUGUUUUAUACAUCAGUUAAAGCUAUUCAAUGUGAAUGUGCUUGUAGCUAGAAGAUUGAAGGACCACCACACUAGACGUUAUUUACCUGUUGGCAGCAAUAACUGAGCAUCAAGUAGUAAAAGAAACAUACAUUUAUUGCAUCCAUCACAAUGACCUCGUAAAAUGUUGGCACCUCCUCUGUUAGAAUCCAAUGUCUCAACCUUUGCUAUUAUGACAUCACAGAAUGUAGCAGUUUACUUACUGGCUACUCUGUGCCACCCACUUCCUCACCUCAAACCUGUCUUGUUGGCUUUUUGUUUUUAGUAGAACUAUGUUUCUGUGCCAUACUGUACUCUUUUUCCCCCCCCCAUGUAAAGUGUUUAUGGGUUCAGUGUGGUUCUUUUGUGAAGGCUCUAGUUAGACCUAUGUGAAGUCAGAGUCCCAGUGCAACAUGGAGUUUAGUCAGGUUAGUAGAUGGCAUCAUUCAACUGUAUGGGAUUCUGACUUGGAUUUCAUAAAGAUCUUUAUUUUAAAAUAUUUUUUUGGGGGGGGGUGUGAUUUUGAAAAUGUUCAUUUUGUGGUUUUCUGUAUAAUUUGUUGUUUUUGGCUCAGAGUUAUUGCAAGCAUCCCAUGUUCACAUUUGCAUGCAUGCUCUUAUGAAAUUGACAAUAGGCCUUGGUACUAAUCUGGAUCCAUGUUUAAAUUUGGGAUUACCAUUUCAAUAUUUAUGACCCCCCCUCCCCCAAAUAGUAGAUUUGUAUUAUUAUAUUAUAUUUACCCCCAAUAGCAGGUACCAAUUUAUAUUAUAUUUAUGGAAGCGUUAUAACUACUGAUGAUAAAAUGAAGUGUUGAAACACAUCAAGCCUCCGAAAACAACGUCCUGUAAAGAUACGUCAGUAACUGACAUCCUUGUGCUGUGAGAAGGUAAUAUUACGUAAAGAUGUUUCUCUGUACUGUGCUGUGAGAAGGUAAUAUUACGUAAAGAUGUUUCUCUGUACUGUGCUGUGAGAAGGUAAUAUUACGUAAAGAUGUUUUCUCUGUACUUACAAGCCUCAAAUUUCCUGCCAAGUUAAAUUGUUGAGUCAAGUUAACUCUAUUUCUUUUUUUUAAAUUUUUUUGCCACAAUGUAUUAGACACUCCCGAUGACUACCUAAAAGUCUGGUAUUGAAGCAUUGUGAAUACAUGACUGCCCUUCAAGUCAGUUUUAGUAUGUUAGCCUGGCUCAAUGGGAAGCUUCCCUCCUGUAGUAUUUACAUAGUGUAUGCAUCUCAUUAAUUGGAGCCAUCAAAUCUGUAUUAUGUAAGAGCUCUGUUUGUACAGAAGUGUGUGUGUGUGUACAAGGAAUAUUACUUGCCACAGCACAAGGACAUUUGCUUCAUGCAUCUGCUUUAAGCCCAUGAUAAAGCUCUAUUGAGUGAUUGGAGUUAAAGCAGAAGCCUUAGUGGUAUCCCUUGACCCUCGUUAGUGUUAAUGAACAGGAGAAGCCUUAGUGGUAUCCCUUGACCCUCGUUAGUGUUAAUGAACAGGAGAAGCCUUAGUGGUAUCCCUUGACCCUCGUUAGUGUUAAUGAACAGGUAGUUUGAUCCCUGGUAAAGAUCAGAGAACAUACUAUGCUUCUGUAUUCAUCUCUUUUGUUAUGUUCUAGCAAAGCUGCAAAUUCUGCCAAUAAUCCCAAAACAAGCAAGUGAUUUGGUUGUUCAAAGCUUUUGUUUUGUAAUCUGAAGAAUUAUGCAAACUGGUUUGUCUUUUGAUCUGAGAAUCCUUUUUUGUUUUGUUCUUGAGUGAGUUUCUUCUGCUGAUAUUUAAACACCAUCUAUCGUCUGGAAAGCUUGAUAGGAUGGACCUUUAUCACACUGAUCUGAUAGGAUGGACCUUUAUCACACUGAUCUGAUAGGAUGGAUCUUUUCAUCACGCUGAUCUGAUAGGAUGGAUCUUUUUAUCACACUGAUCUGAUAGGAUGGAUCUUUUCAUCACGCUGAUCUGAUAGGAUGGAUCUUUUCAUCACGCUGAUCUGAUAGGAUGGAUCUUUUCAUCACGCUGAUCUGAUAGGAUGGAUCUUUUUAUCACACUGAUCUGAUAGGAUGGAUCUUUUCAUCACGCUGAUCUGAUAGGAUGGAUCUUUUCAUCACGCUGAUCUGAUAGGAUGGAUCUUUUCAUCACGCUGAUCUGAUAGGAUGGACCUUUUUAUCACGCUGAUCUGAUAGGAUGGACCUUUUUAUCACGCUGAUCUGAUAGGAUGGAUCUUUUCAUCACGCUGAUCUGAUAGGAUGGAUCUUUUCAUCACGCUGAUCUGAUAGGAUGGACCUUUUUAUCACGCUGAUCUGAUAGGAUGGACCUUUUUAUCACGCUGAUCUGAUAGGAUGGACCUUUUUAUCACGCUGAUCUGAUAGGAUGGACCUUUUUAUCACGCUGAUCUGAUUGGAUGGACCGUUUUAUCACGCUGAUCUGAUUGGAUGGACCUUUAUCACACUGAUCUGAUUGGAUGGACCUUUUUAUUAUGUUGAUCUGAAUGUACUGUACCUGUAAAUAUAUCUGCCAGAAAUCCUUCUGCUAAUGCAAUGUCUAACCUCUUUACUGUGUGUAAGGCUACGUUUACACAGGUUGCCCAAUUCUGAUCUUUUGCCCAAUCAGAUCUGUUGCCAAUAUUGGGGCAAAAGAUCAGAAUUGGGCUGCUUGUGUAAAUGCAACUUAAGAAAAGGAACACUGGAAAUAUGCUGUGCACAAAUGUGUAUGUUCUGGAAUUUAACAGUUAUUUUCUGAAAGGAAUAAAUUUGUGAAACUAUUAA